CAGAAAUCUUUCUUUCUGGUUCGGAUGUGAUCGACUCAUUCGACUGGAUCUUCAGCAUUGUCACAUUUCGCAUUGGAUCGAGCCUUCUGUCAAAAACCAGAAGAGUGCUGCUGUUGUGAUCAGAGGAUCAGAGAGCGCUAUUCGAUCGUAGUAUUGAGCUGGUGUUUCUGGUUGCUGAAGAGGCAGUGACGGAGAUAGAUAGAUAGAGAGAGAGAGAGGCUGAGAUAGCUUUAGAAUAAAGCGAAGAAUUUGACUGGAUUAGUUGUCUGGAUUGAGUAUUAUUUAUUUGGAAGAAUGGCGUCCAUCAACAAGAUUUCGAUCCGUGGCAUUCGGUCGUUCAGUCCUGACGCUGAAGAGCAAGUUGUGGAAUUUCUGUUUCCGUUGACCAUCAUCUCAGGGGCUAAUGGAUGUGGGAAAACCACCAUCAUUGAGAGUCUCAAGUUCGCCCUGAGUGGAUCAUUGCCGCCUGGAGGAGGCACGCGGUCUGCCGGCCAGAACUUCCUUUGUGAUCCUCGCGGCUGCAACCAGUCUGUGGUCAAGGGAAACAUCAAGUUGCGAUUCACCAACAAGGCUGGGGCUGAUAUGGUGGUCAUUCGAUCCAUGGAGUUGACUCAGAAGAAAGCCACCAUGCAGUUCAAACAGCUAGAUGGGGUGAUCCGAUGCAUAGAUGUCGACACGGGCGAACGAGUCAGCUUGUCACACAAGUGCGGAGAACUGGAUAAGCAAAUCCCAUCCCUGAUGGGCGUCAGCAAGGCUAUUAUGGAUUACUGCCUUUUCGUUCACCAGGAGGAGAGCAGCUGGCCACUGCAAGAGUCAGCAAUCGUCAAAAAGCGAUUUGAUGACAUUUUUGAUUCCACCCGCUACACAAAGGCAUUGGAAAGCUUCCGAAAGACAAAAAAGGAACUGACAAGCCAAUCAAAGGAUAUCAAAGCAGAAGUCAGUGGAUUAAAAUCCGCCAAAAGUGCCUCCGUCAUAUUCCGCAAGGACUUGGACGACCAAAAACAGUCUUUGGCAGUUCUCGAGGAGAAAAGGGACGAGGCCCGGCAGGACAAGAAGGAUGCCGACGACGAGGCAAGUCGCUUGACCAAGAUCAUUGAAAAAACUGACAAAAUCACCGACCGCAUGAAAGACAAAAAACAGGAGCUCGCACAGCUGGAGUCGCGAAGCGAAACUCAAAAACAAUUGCUCGAGACUGAUCUCACCGAGGACAGCAUGGAAGAACUGGUCGAAAAGAAAUCAAACUUUGACAAGGAAAUGGAAAAGGCACACAAAAAGAAAAACAGAUUCGCUCGGCAAGUAGAAUCCAUCAAAGCUGAAAUUGAAAGCUUGCAACAGGAACAAAUCAACCUCAACAGCGACAAGGGAAAGCUCGCCGCAGAGAAGGACGCGCAUGUCCAACGGCUGGAGAAGCGCUUGGAACUGAUGAAGAACGUUGAAAAAACUUUUGGACUGGACUUACAGAGCUCCAUGACACAAUACUCUCGCCUUGACGACUCUUUCUCGAUUAGCCAGCAUGGGGCCGACCCCUCGUCACGAUUCUCCGAAGAAGACAUGAAGAGCUUUUUCAGCAGUCUUGAAGACAAGAAAAAGGAACUGCAGGAAGAGCUGGAAAAACACAAGGCGAAGUACCGAAACGAAGAAAAUGAAUGCAACAGCGCAUUACAAGAGCUAGAAGGGAACAAGAAGUCGUUUGAGAAAGAAAAACAAAAGCUCGCUACUGAAAGCAAGGACAUGGAGCGAAAGCUCCAAGAUUUGGCCCGCAAACUCGGGUCAAAGCGAACCAAGAAAAGUCAUUUGGACGACUUUGAGGAGCAAAUGAAGCAAGCCGUGAAGGAUCUCGAGAAGCUCAGCAAGGAAGACGAAGGGGCAAAGCUGAGGGCCGAAUUGAAGUCGUACGACGCAGACCUGGACAGUAUGAAGGAGUCUAUCGAGAAGAAGGAGACGGCAAGAAACCGGCUCAAGAGUAGCGCACGUUUGCAGCAACGCAUUGACGACAUGAAGGACGCCGCCGUUCAAGAAGCCAGCACCCUCAAGGAAUCACUGGAGAAGCAGCGGCGAAAGCUGAGUUCCUUGAAGAUAGCUCUUCCUGACGUUCUCCCGGAUGAUACUUCCGUUGCUCAGGCUGUAGAGAACAUUCGUGCUUCUAUUGACAGCAAGGCAGAAGAAGCAAAGGAAAAAGCCAACAACACCCGCAAAAAGAUGGAGAACGAGAAGACCGAAGUGUCUAGGGCGUCUGCCUCGUUGCAUGCGGCUAAUGAUACAGUGGCGAUGCUCGAAAGCAAGAUCUCCAAACUCUCGCAAGGCAACAAGAGCGUUAUCGGCAAGCUCAAGCGAAUCGUCGAGGAAAUGAAGGAACAUGGCUUCUCGGACGCGUGGUCAGUACAGAACGGCGAUCCUCAAGAGCUACGUGAUUGGUUGGAGAAGCAGAAGCAAGCGAUCGAGGAUGACGACCCACAAGGCAUUGAGGAUAUCGGGAUCAUUAAGGCCAUUUUGAGAACCCUUCGAAUCAAGAGCAAACAAGACGGUAUGUGUGCUUGUUGUUCGCGAGCGUUCAACGACGGCGAGGAAAGAAAAACCAUGGUAGAAACGCUGCGGUCACUUGGCAAAGAGGGUUCGCCUCUCCUCAAUGUUGAAGAUGGCGAUGAGCGACAAGAGUGGCUUGAAAAGAAAAAGCAACAUGAUAAUUGGAGCACCACCAUCCAGAAGUGUGAUCGUGGGUUGCUGGAAUACCGUUCUGCCACGGAAGAGCUAGCGGCUGUCCGUGACAAAAUGCAGCAACUCGCAAGCACUCAGAGCACCCGAAGCAGAGAGCUUGAGAAGGCAUCCAAAGAGGCAAGCGCAGCUGAGGAGAUAGCUCACAAUAUUCGUGAUCUUCAGGAGAUGGCAAAGCGCUGGAAGUCUGACGCAGCGCGCAUUGAGGAGCACGAAUCUAGUAUCGAAGACAAGAAUCUCCAGCUCACUGCCGAAACGGCUGGCACAGUGGGUGAUACAAGCCUUGAACAGGUGGAGUCAGAACUGGAUGAACUAAGAGAGGCGCAAGCUGGACUCUAUGACAAAAUCAACAAGGGCAACAAGAAACUGUCAGUCCUCAACGAAGAAAUCUCUGCAGCCCAGUCAAAGGCAAGCAGACUUUCCGAACUCUUCCGAGACAAGCAGAAGAAGUUUGAAGAGGAGCAGAAAGCUAUCAAAGAACGCGACGAGCUUCUGAAACGGAAAGAACACAUUUCGAUCGAUAUUGAGAAAGCUUCCGAGCAGAUGAAUUCGUUCCAACAGAAGAUCAAAGCGAAGAAUGACGAGAAGAAGCGAAUCUACAAUAAUGCAAUGUCCCAAGAAAGCAAGCUUUCCAAAAUUUUGGGCGACUUCAAGGGGGAGAUGAAGCAUUUGCAGGACAUCUCGGACCAGAUUGAGAGGUACAACGGGAACGAUCAGUUGGAAAAGAUCGAAGCUGAUGUUGCAGCAAUUCUUGAGAAUAUUGAGAAAAAGAAGGAGGAGAUGGAGCGGAUCCAGCCUAUUUUGGAUGCAGCGUCAAAAGCCGUGGACGAUCAAGCUCGCUAUGAGAAAGUAUUGCAGGACAACAUAGACUUCCUAACGACGUUGGAUGAAAUUUCGCAGAUUGAAGACGAAAUGUCCAAGCUCAAAGCUCAGCGAGAUGCAGUCGAGGGAGGAGAUACGGCUGAGGACUUGCUAAUCGAAGCCCAAGAGAAAAUGCAGAAGAGCGACGCCACUCUUGCCCGCUUGGAUGGACGACGCACGGAGAUUGUCGAGCAAAUCCGUAACUUGCAACGCAAACUUUUAUCGGAAGAGUAUCGUGACAUUGAUUCUAGAUACAGAGCUGAGCUGAUCAAGCUCGAGACAACUCUUCUUGCCAUCAAAGAUAUUGACAGCUAUGCAGGUGCUCUCGACAAAGCUUUGCUUCGCUUCCAUGGAAUAAAGAUUGGCGAAAUCAACAAGAUUGUGAAGGAACUGUGGCUGCUCACGUACAAAGGAGAGGACAUUACCAACAUUGAACUUGAGAGCGGCCAGGAUUCGCGAGCGGCCAAGUCAUACAACUACCGAGUUGUCAUGACGAAGGGAAAUACAAAGAUGGACAUGCGAGGCCGUUGCAGUGCCGGUCAGCGAGUCUUGGCCAGCUUGGUCAUUCGUUUGGCAUUGGCAGAAACAUUUGGUGUUCACCUUGGUGCGAUGGUGCUAGAUGAACCAACUGUCAAUCUUGAUGAGAGCAAUCGCAAGGGACUAGCUAUUGCCAUGGCUCAGAUCAUUGCCAAUCGGUCCAAGCAAGCGAACUUUCAGUUGGUGUUGAUCACUCACGAUGAAGACUUCAUCUCGUUGAUCAAGGACACAUUGAGCACUCAGGCUGGUGUGAGCAUGCCGGAGAAGUACUUUCAGGUUCGGCGGGAAGAGGCAUCAGAUGGAAAGUUCUACUCCAAAAUUGAUGCACUGGACUGGGACUCUUUGUUGUAGAGCCAUCAAUAAACUAGCUAGCUAACACCACGCUGAAUCAGUUGUUGUGUACGGAAAAAAGAUCACGUACACGUGUUUGAAACGUAUUCUCCAAUAUCUCCCGCACCGUGGCGCAUUC
Messenger RNA from Seminavis robusta, 4579 nucleotides. The record is from the annotation of a GenBank genome assembly. Lineage: Eukaryota; Bacillariophyta; Bacillariophyceae; Naviculales; Naviculaceae.